Molecule: messenger RNA, 2088 nt
Organism: Vigna angularis (adzuki bean)
Lineage: Eukaryota; Viridiplantae; Streptophyta; Magnoliopsida; Fabales; Fabaceae
Exons: 3
Coding region: 614-1909 (431 amino acids)
Biological process (GO): transmembrane transport
Cellular component (GO): membrane
Molecular function (GO): transmembrane transporter activity
Source: RefSeq, a predicted model, not a curated record
AAAAUACUAAUUAAUAAGAGGUUAGGUUAUUAAUUUCUUCAAAGUUUUAUAGAAUGACGUGCAAGGCAAACCUUGUCUUCAGAAGGCAACAGUUCCGAUCUGUGUUGCUCGCAGCGCAGUAUCCAUGUGUCCCCCAGAAGACACAGCAACGAGUUCCUGUGGCGUUGGGUUGUGAAAAGUGAAGGCAGAGGGUGAGAAGAGAAGAGUGAUUAAGAUGAAAUCAGAGACAGUGACACUGGUGCUCGUGAAUCUAGCAAGUAUUAUGCAGAGAGCAGAUGAGUCGUUGCUUCCAGGAGUGUACAAAGAGCAUACCUCGCCACGCGUCACAAUCGUGCGCAUGUCAUAGCUCUUGGUGCUUUUCUUUGGGCUGCUGCUACCUUCCUCGUUGCCAUCUCCUCCACCUUCUUACAGGUUCUUCCUAACCUAUUUUCACCUUCUACCCGUCAAUUUUUUUCUUAUAUAGCAAUAGUUUAGAGCUAUAGAUAUCAGUCUUAUAAAUCAGAAUAACUGUUUAUAAUAAAUGAGAUUGAGAUACUCCUGUAUCAGACACUUCAAAAUGUAAAAAUGAAAUAUUUACAAGUAAUUAGGUAAAAGCUCAAGUUUUCCAAUAAUCAUGUGCAUGUUUAACAAUUUGGUGCUGCAAGAUAUGGAUUAUCAGGUGGCAAUUUCAAGAGGUUUAAAUGGGAUAGGACUUGCCAUUGUUAUUCCAGCAAUUCAGUCCCUGGUUGCUGACUCAACCGUUGAUAACAACCGUGGUAUGGCUUUUGGGUGGCUGCAACUUACAGGAAACCUAGGAAGCAUCAUCGGUGGUCUCUUCUCUGUACUUAUAGCCUCAACCACAGUUGCAGGUAUACCUGGGUGGAGAAUAGCUUUUCAUCUGGUUGCAUUGAUCAGUGUUAUUGUGGGAAUAUUGGUACGUCUCUUCGCUAAUGAUCCACACUAUUCAAAGAGCAAUCACGCAGCAACAAAUGAAGCUCCAAACAAGUCCUUUUGUUCUGAAAUGAAAGACCUAAUGAAGGAAGCAAAGUCAGUGAUUGGAAUUCCAACUUUUCAGAUAAUUGUGGCUCAGGGAGUGUUUGGAUCAUUCCCCUGGUCAGGUUUGUCAUUUGCCACGCUUUGGUUAGAACUAAUAGGCUUCUCCCAUGUGACAACAGCGACCCUUUGGACCUUAUUUAUAGUUGCUGCUUCAUUUGGAUCGUUAUUUGGAGGGUGGAUGGGAGAUUUUUUAUCCAAAAAAUUACCCAACUCUGGUAGAAUAGUAUUGUCUCAAAUAAGCGCUGGGUCAUCCAUUCCUUUAGCAGCAAUUUUGCUGUUGGGAUUGCCAGAUGAUUCAUCUACUGCCUUCACGCAUGGUCUUGUUCUAAUCAUCAUGGGAUUCACCACAUCCUGGAAUGCUCCAGCCACUAACAAUCCAAUAUUUGCAGAAAUAGUUCCUGAGAAGUCUCGAACAGCUAUAUAUGCUUUGGAUUGUUCAUUCGAGUCUAUUUUGGCAUCUUUUGCUCCUCCUAUUGUUGGAGUGUUGGCUCAGCGUGUUUAUGGUUACAGACCAAUCCCAAGGGGAUCCUCAGAUUCUGUGGGGAUUCAAACUGACAGGGAAAAUGCUGCGUCUCUCGCCAAGGCACUUUACACUGCAAUUUUAAUUCCGAUGAUAAUCUGUGUCUCCGUCUAUUCAUUGCUUUACUACACCUAUCCAAGGGACAGGGAACGAGCAAGAAUGGUAUCGUUAGUGGACUCAGAAAUGCUCCGUCUACAACUGGAAGAUGCCACCAACGAAGAACAUUACCAAGUUUCUGAUUUAGAAUCAAAUUGGGUGAUUGGUAAGGAAAGUAGCAAGUUCCACAUCGAUUAUCCAAUGGAAGAGAGUGUGGAGGUAGAUGAUGAUGAUGAUAAGAAAGUUUUUUUGUCCUAGUGUUAGUUCAGUUCUGCAACCAAACAGUGGUUCGUUGAUCAAAUGUUAUAGAUAUAUAUUGGAGACCUCUGCAAAAUGUCGGUACGAUGUUUAUUCCUUAAUUUUUGAUGAAUGAAUCAUAUGUCUCAAAAUCCCCUGGCAUGGUCAUUUCACUUUAUGUCAGGGGGGUUAGAUCUGUA